Neltuma alba is the source of this 561-nucleotide messenger RNA. RefSeq lists its product as uncharacterized. The record is from RefSeq and is a predicted model, not a curated record. The coding region runs from base 1 to 561 and encodes 186 amino acids. The transcript is spliced from 4 exons. NCBI's taxonomy places the organism in Eukaryota, Viridiplantae, Streptophyta, Magnoliopsida, Fabales, Fabaceae.
AUGGAGAUGCAAGCAGAAGCGGAAAGGAAAAAGAGGGCUCAAAUUCUUGAAUCUGAAGGUGAGGCUGAAGCCAUUCUUGCUAGGGCCAGAGCAACAGCUGAGGGACUUGCCCUUGGGUCAGAGGCACUAAAAGAAAAUGGUGGACUAGAGGCUGGUUUCUUUAAUUUGCUAAUGUUGCAUGGUUUACGACUUGUAUCAGCAUUAGGGCUAUAUUACAUUACCUUUGAAGUUUCAAGAAAAUCCGUUUGGGUGAUCCCACCUGGGGGCACAACGAUGUUGCCUCCUAGCUCCGCAUCCAAUCCGGCUAACAUGAUGGCUCAAGCUCUCACUAUGUACAAAACUUUGUUAGGUGAUGCUUCCAAUGAGAAAAUUGUCGGAAGCACACCCACUUCCAUGGGACAAAUUGAGGGGAACGAUUACUCUGACGAGGCUAAGAAGAAUAAGGGCUCAAGGAACAUGACUCAACAUGGAAGCCCUGCAACUUCUACAACGACUGAUAAGAGCGAAAAUAAUAAAGACAGACCCAUGUUCACACUUCAGAACCCCAAGAAGAGGGAAUAG